Molecule: messenger RNA, 3195 nt
Organism: Apis florea (little honeybee)
Lineage: Eukaryota; Metazoa; Arthropoda; Insecta; Hymenoptera; Apidae
Gene: ringer
Product: tubulin polymerization-promoting protein ringmaker
Biological process (GO): positive regulation of protein polymerization; microtubule bundle formation; microtubule polymerization
Cellular component (GO): microtubule
Molecular function (GO): tubulin binding
Source: RefSeq, a predicted model, not a curated record
AGAUUCCUGGCUGAGACCUACGUUCAACAGCUUUUCAACUUGUAUACAAACCCAGUGCUCUCCGCAGUUUCCUCCUGUCGUCGCCGUUCUCCUCUCCCGUGAUAAUAAAUCGCCCGUGUUAUCGCAUUCGAGCAGAUCGAGCUUCAUUGAUCGUGAAAGAUCGUUCGAUUCCGUGAUUAUCGCAACGUGGUACAUGGUGAUUAUUCGAUUAUAAUUCGAAGCCAUUAUAUACGCGCAAUUAAAAUCGUUCCAUUGAAUUCUUCCGAAUAUCGACACGGCGCAAGCAUGCAAGCCGAGAAGGCAGAUAACGAAACUGAGAAAAACGACGCAAAGGUAGAGAAGAACGAAGAGGCGGAGAAAAGUAACGCGGAAGGGGAGAAGAAAGGGGAGGACAAAGCGGAAACGAACGGUGCCACCAAGGAGGCGACCGAAUGCGUAGCGAAUUUGAAAAUCGAGGAGAACGAGACGGGAAGAUUGACGCCUAGCAGUCCAAGCGCCGCGCAGUCUGGCAGCUUUUUGCAAAGUUUCAAGGCUUUCUCGAAAUUCGGCGACCCGAAAAGCGACGGGAAGCUGAUCACUCUGAGUCAGAGCGACAAAUGGAUGAAACAGGCGAAGGUGAUCGACGGAAGGAAGAUCACCACUACCGAUACUGGGAUUUACUUCAAGAAACACAAAUCCAUGAAAUUAGGCAUUGAACAAUACAAAUCGUUCUUGGACGAGCUGGCGAAAAGUAAGAAGGUCGAUCCAGCGGAGAUGAAGAAGAAGAUGGCGAAUUGUGGACCACCUGGAGUCUCAGCCGGUGCUGGUGGAACAGGAAAAGCGGCCUCCACAGUGGACAGACUCACGGACGUGAGCAAGUACACGGGGUCGCACAAGCAACGAUUCGACGAAAGCGGAAAGGGGAAAGGUAUCGCCGGGCGGAAGGACAUACCCGACCAAUCCGGUUACGUGCAGGGCUAUCAAAACAAAGACACCUACAAGGCCCACUAGCUUCAGAUUCGCGCGCUUCUGUGAUGUCUUCGACACUCUGUUGUCCCGUCCACGCACUUUACACGAAACGUUGUCGCGUUCUUGCCUCGUCUUCGUUAUCCUCGAUCUGCACAAGGUUCUUCCGCAAGCCCGUUGAACGGUGCUCGUCGACCAUCGAUGCAGAGAAAUUGGCGAUGAUCGGUGAACGCGUUGGAAAAUAUCCUCGAUAUUACCGAUUGCCGGUAACGAGAAUCUCGAAGCGAGAUUCGAGGAGAUGGUGAUGGAUUUGGAACGCGAUUCGUGGACUCGGUCUUUCUUGGACAAUUGCUGGUGUAGAUCUCGACAAUGCGUUUUUACCCAUGGAAUAUCUGGGAGUGGGGCUUUUCCUUUACGAAGGAGCUACUAUUUGUUAUACUAAUCCGAAUGCAAGCUGUAAUUAUCGUAUUUCACUCUGUUUCGAUUUCCAACACUUUGUAGAUCACUGUGUUUCGUUUGCUUUGUACUUCGUUCCACGCGAGCUUGUCGAUCAAACAGCUUCCUCGCUUUUCUCACGGACAAUUGAUCCCAGAUGUGAUUCCAAUUUCUACGAGAUAUGUAUAUGUAUGUGUGUGUGUACUUACUUAUUUAUCAGUGAAAAGUAGAAUUUAAAGAGACUGAGAUAAAAAUGGGUAUACAAAAAUGAGGACAAAAACUUAUUUAUUGCAUUCGUAUAUCAACAUUUUUGUAUAUCAAAUAUCAUAGUUCUUUUUUUUUUUUUUGGUUUUCAUUCUUUAAAUUUUCUUUCUACUUUUGAACACUCUAUAUACAGUUAUUGAUGGAUCACAAGAGUAGAUAACUUUUAAAUCAAUCUCAUUCGAAUUGAUCAUUAAACUGGGAUCAUUUGAGAAUUAAAGAAAUAAGGUCGUGCAAUCUCGUGGGUGAUUCUCAUGAUAAACGAAUGUUCAUUAUUCCAUUCUCCGAUAGAACGUUGAAUUCGUGUGAUUUUGAUCGAAAGAUAAUUUCUUCUUCUUUUCUUUUCUUUUCGACGUAUUGUACAAUUAUUUUGACAGAUUAUUCGCAAGUAUAAAUAUCGCUCGAUUUUCUUUGUUAACUGUCUUUCGAACGCGUGUUCAAUCGAAAAUCUAAAUAUGAUGCUAUUCGAACUUCAAAUUUCUUUUAUACACUGUUCUCGGUCAUAUAUCUUGACUUAUGAAUAUCGAAAUGAUCAUAAAUGUAAAACUCUUGGUUAAGAGUUGAUUAUCGUUUCAUGGAAAUGAAGAAGCCGAAGCUGCAAAGCAGACGAUCUUAAUUUCUUCUACUUAAUAUGCGUGUAAAGAUACGAAUGUGUUUGAGUGUAAAAUUCUCGAGAGUUAUUUUCGAAAGUUAUUUAUAUAGACAUUAAUGGACACUAAUGGAUUGACAAACAAUAAUUUUCUUAAUGCAAUUCGUAAUGCUUAUAAAUACUCUCAAAAAACGAAACUGUCGAGAGAGUAUUUUAGAUAAAAGAAUUAUCCGAUUAUCCGUAAUUUCCAUUCUUGUGGUGUCUAUUAGCGAAAAAUAAGGAACUUUCGAGAGUAUUGUUCUCAAAUAUAUCUGUACUCUGAUAUAUGCUUUUCUCUUCGAGAAAUUUUCAAAGCUAAUAAUAUCCUCAGAUACGUAAAAAAAAAAUUGUCUACAAAUGUAGUAGUAUACGAUGAAAUUGAUGCAAAUUUCGAGAUGUUUAUGGUUAUUCUAUACGAAGAUGUAUUUACGUAUACAUUAUAUUAAUCGAAUUAAAGUGUACUUAAAAGUUGGUCGCCCAGCGUGCAACGGUGGCGAACUCGAGACCAAAAUCCGUAAUUCUUGGUACUAAUUCUUGGAGAUAUUUAAGUGAAAUGCGAAACUCACCGUUUUCAAUUGGCGACACGAUUGUGAAAGCGACAAAAUCUAUUUUUCAAGAUCUAUUUUUCAAAGAUAAUUAUUAUUUAUUCCGUGUUUUCAAAAAAGUAUUAAGAAAAGGCAAUUCUUCGUUACUAUUAUUUGUUAUCAAGCAUUUUGUUGCCUUUUUUUGUUCUCACCUCGAAAAUUAUCUCGCUUUCGCAAGAGUGCCAUCAUCGUAACGCACUUUACGAGUUCUUUCUAAUCGAUGUACACUUAUUUAAGGGACAACGUACCUCGAUCGAUACUCUUCUGAUUUCAGGAGUUCGUUCGAUCAUUCGAAACAAUAAAGGCGAGUUGAACGAAAUAAAAUUUAUCCAAUUAUCACAU